This is a messenger RNA of Cucurbita pepo subsp. pepo (vegetable marrow), 1941 nucleotides long. Its product is annotated as transcription factor MYB124. Gene Ontology annotation, molecular function: RNA polymerase II cis-regulatory region sequence-specific DNA binding; DNA-binding transcription factor activity, RNA polymerase II-specific. Gene Ontology annotation, biological process: regulation of DNA-templated transcription. The record is from RefSeq and is a predicted model, not a curated record. NCBI's taxonomy places the organism in Eukaryota, Viridiplantae, Streptophyta, Magnoliopsida, Cucurbitales, Cucurbitaceae. Gene Ontology annotation, cellular component: nucleus.
GCUGUAUAGUGAAGAAAUUAAAGUGUUUAGGGAAAAAAAAGAAGGUCAGAAUCCGAGGCGAUUUCGAGGAUCGCUUUCUACUAGAAAUUGCUGUUCCGUUUCGGAACCCAACAGUGACCUGUAUCCGUAAAGAUUAAAGGAAAGGGGACUUUGCAGUUUCUUAUCCCUUUCUUUUUUAUAUGCCUUAGAAAGGCUUGCUUGCCUUUAGCAUGCUACUUGGAUAAAAGGGGAGGAGCGCCUAAGAGACACUGUUUAUUGUAAUUAAUAAAAGCAAAUGCAGGACACAAAGAAGAAGCUCACCACUGAAGAUUCCAAGAAGAAGGAACGGCACAUCGUUUCCUGGACUCAACAGGAGGAUGAUAUUCUCCGAGAGCAGAUUAAUCAACAUGGAACAGAGAAUUGGGCAAUCAUUGCGUCAAAAUUCAAGGAUAAAACAACAAGACAGUGCAGAAGAAGAUGGUACACAUACUUGAAUUCUGAUUUUAAGAAAGGGGGUUGGUCUCCGGAAGAGGAUUUGCUUCUAUGCGAGGCGCAGAAGAUAUUUGGGAAUAGAUGGACAGAGAUAGCAAAGGUGGUGUCAGGCAGAACGGACAAUGCAGUGAAGAAUCGGUUUACGACACUGUGUAAAAAGAGAGCCAAAUAUGAAGCAUUAGCUAAAGAGAACUCAAGUUCCUUCAUCAAUCACAACAACAAAAGGGUCCUAGUACAGAAGGGGAGUGAUAAUGUUUCAUCAGAAACUCCUCAGCUGGUUAAGAGGAUAAGGAGAGCACACAUAUCUGAUACAACAGAAGGUUGCUCACUCGAGGAUGAAUCAGAAAACCGACCGAGAGCUCCAUUUGCGGUACUGGUUGAUAAUGUCCACAGUGUCGAUAAUUUGCCAGCUCAACUUCCCAUGAACAAUGCCCAGGAGGGUCUAAAUACUACUCAAGGUAACAAGAGUCAAGGAUCCUUUAUCAAGAAGGAUGAUCCAAAGGUAGCUGCUUUAACACAACAAGCAGAACUACUCAGUUCACUCGCAUUGACGGUCAACUCGGAGAAUACAGACCAGAGUCUUGAAAAUGCUUGGAAGAUUCUCCAAGAUUUCCUCCGUCGAAGCAAAGAAAAUGACAUACCCAAAUAUGCAACUCCGGAUAUCGACUUUCAAGUGGAAGAUAUUAAAGGUUUAGUGGAGGAUUUAAGGAGUAGCAAUGAUGGUAGCCAAUGGAGACAACCCAAUCUCCACGAGUCUCCUGGCAGUUCAGAAUACAGUACUGGAUCAACAAUAGUAUCCCAAGCAGUUGAGGAAAAAAUAGAUCAAAGCCGACCUGAGAUAGGGACUCAUCAUCAAGAGGCUCAAAAUAAUAUUGGUGAAUCUGAGAAAGAAAUACUUCUGAAGACAACGCUAGAGCGAGAGGCUUUCAAAUGUUGCAAUGAACGAAAAAAGGAUUCCAUUACCUCUUCCUUUUCAAGCUCAGAAUUCAGUUCCCCCAUGCAUGUAAUUCCAAUUUUUAGAUCCUUGGCAGCUGGAAUACCUAGCCCACAGUUCUCUGAGAGUGAAAGGAGUUUUCUUCUUAAAACACUGGGAGUGGAGUCACCUUCCCUUAACCCUAGUGUUAAUCAUUCACAACCACCACCCUGCAAAAGAGCCCUUCUCCAAAGUCUAUAAAACCUCUCUAAUUAGUCUUUUCCUUUGAAUUAAGUUCCAUUGGUUUGCAGCCAUUCCGGCCUAGAAUUUUUCAUAGUGGCAUGUUGAUAUCUGCAUUCCAUGACUCGUGUCUAGAAUACUAUGGAGGAUUCAGACACAUCGGAACACAUAUAACCGCGUGUUCCACAUUCUUUUUUUCUUUUCUCUCCCUAGGUGGGGUUUCUCUAAUAGUAACAUCCAAACCAGUGUGCUUGGUGUAUCAUUUUUUUCUUCUUUCCAGUUCUUUGCAAUGUGAUUUUGGUGUCCCAGUUUUUGUA